AUGUCAGAAGACGAUAGCGACAUCAAAGUGAAGCCAGCUUUGGUGAGUGAAAACAACAAGACAGCAAGAAAGAAGAAAGCUGGACUCAAAUGGGACGAAGCCAAGAUUCAGGAGCACGAUUUGCUACGAGGAACCAGAAUGAAGAUUGACGAACCGGACACUCCGUAUCACAAUUACGAUUCGGGCAGCGAGACGGACGGCUCUCACAACGCCAACAAGGAGACUCAAAUCAGCUGGGAUCAUUUGCAAAAUAAAUUGGAUGCUGCAGCUGCCGCAAGAGACGCUUAUCCAAGUUCUCCUUCCAGUCAUGGUGCUGCCAGCAAUAGUGCCAAUGAGGAAGAAGACGAAGAACGUAGGAAAAAAGACAUCAAGGCAUUAGAGUUUAAAGAACAUCGAAAGCGUCACUAUAAUGAAAUGGAAUUAGUCCGAAAAUUCCGUCAAGCGCAUGGUGGUGAUACGGCAGGCGAUGAGGAAGAUGAAGAGAAUGAUGCGGAUGAUGAGAAUUAG
Cylindrotheca closterium is the source of this 507-nucleotide messenger RNA. NCBI's taxonomy places the organism in Eukaryota, Bacillariophyta, Bacillariophyceae, Bacillariales, Bacillariaceae. The record is from the annotation of a GenBank genome assembly.